Messenger RNA from Yamadazyma tenuis ATCC 10573, 1198 nucleotides. RefSeq lists its product as uncharacterized. The record is from RefSeq and is a predicted model, not a curated record. Lineage: Eukaryota; Fungi; Ascomycota; Pichiomycetes; Serinales; Debaryomycetaceae.
AAUAAUUUCAUUUUAGUAUAUCCCCCAUCUCCAUUCGUUACUAUGAGAUUGAGUACUACUGCUUUGCUUACAAUUGCCAUAACUACUUCCAUAGUUAAUUCAGCUCCGACAGUGGCAGAAUCCGGUGUCGGAGUUAUUGCUAAGAGAAGCGAUGACUUGGAAAAUAUCUUGCUCGACUUGCAAAACUUCAAGGACAAGCGAGAAGAAACCUUGAGCACUUUAAGCAAGAGAGAAUAUCAAAUUGUUACUGAUGUUUUGAAAGCUUUGAACGAUACGGAAUUGGCUCCUAAGAUCAUUCACUACUUGGCUACUAAUUCCACUUUACAGCCCAUUGUCAUCAGUACAAUUGUCACCGUGUUGAAGAGCGGAUUGUUGAACAUGACAACAUUGUUCAAUGCUUUGGAUCAGUCUGGGUUGGUUACAACGGUGGUACAAGACUUGAUUUCUGACUGUUCUUUGUAUGUGUCGUUGUUCAGAACUGCAGAAGGAAUCAUUUCUGACUUGGUUUCUAAGGUUCAAUCUGCUAUUAACUCUUCCAAGAGAGAUUUGAAGGCCGUGCAAAGACAGGAAAAGCGUACUGCUUUGAAAUCUGUUUUAGAAGCUAGAUCUAAUUUGGAUGCUAGACUUGACUUAGAUGAGGUUGUGGUUAAUUUGUUGCAAUCGUUGGCUAACUCAGGAUUAGCCAGUUCGGUUGUUAAGUCUAUCAUCACUGAUUCAUCUUAUAUCCCAUUUGCCGAAAGCUUGAUUUCCGCAGUAUUGUCUAGUAAUGCCUUGGAUUUGGGUGAAUUAGUUGAUGCUGUUGAAAAUACCAACUUGGCUUCUGAUUUGCUUAAGUCCAUUUUGAAUGUUAACACCUUCGAUACUGUCGUCACCAAUGCUUUUGCUGCUUUCUCUGGUGAUUGUUCUACCUCGUCUGGUUCGGGCUCGUCUGGUUCUUCUGCCGCCACUACUUCUGCUGGCUCAUCGGGUUCUACUUCUACCACCACCACUACUGACCCAUGUAAGAAGAAGAGAAGAAGAAGAAGAAGAAGAGCUAACUACAACUACUAGAGAGACCUGCUCAGGGUACCGUUAAGAAACCCAAAAAAACUGGUCUUUCUUGUGGCGACAACUACGGAAACGGAUACGAAUAUCAUACCACUUAAUCACCCUUCUGUAUAAUUGUAUAAUUCUUCAAAAAUAUAUUUUAUGCGAAUAU